GCUGGAGAUACAGAUGAUCCACCAAGAAUUACCCAAAAUCCUGUCAUCAAUGGGAAUGUAGCGAUGGCAGAUGGACACAACAACACAGAAGAAGACAUGGAGGAUGACACAAGUUGGCGAUCAGAAGCAACGUUUCAGUUUACAGUUGAACGUUUCAAUAGGCUGAGUGAGUCAGUCCUCAGUCCUCCCUGCUUUGUACGAAACUUACCAUGGAAGAUCAUGGUGAUGCCACGUCUUUAUCCUGACAGACCACACCAAAAAAGUGUAGGAUUCUUUCUUCAAUGCAAUGCUGAAUCUGAUUCCACGUCAUGGUCUUGUCAUGCGCAAGCAGUUCUCAAGAUAAUAAAUUACAAGGACGAUGAGAAAUCAUUCAGUCGCCGAAUUAGUCACUUAUUCUUUCAUAAGGAAAAUGACUGGGGCUUUUCCAACUUCAUGGCAUGGAGUGAGGUUACUGAUCCUGAGAAAGGAUUUAUAGAAGAUGACAAGGUUACUUUUGAAGUCUAUGUUCAAGCAGAUGCUCCCCAUGGAGUGGCGUGGGAUUCCAAGAAGCACACAGGAUAUGUUGGGUUGAAGAACCAGGGAGCAACCUGUUACAUGAACAGCUUGUUACAGACUUUAUUUUUCACAAAUCAACUACGAAAGGCUGUUUACAUGAUGCCCACAGAAGGCGAUGACUCAUCCAAAAGUGUUCCUUUAGCAUUGCAAAGAGUGUUCUAUGAACUUCAGCACAGUGACAAACCAGUAGGAACUAAAAAGCUAACAAAGUCCUUUGGGUGGGAAACUUUAGACAGCUUCAUGCAACAUGAUGUACAAGAAUUAUGUCGAGUGUUGCUUGAUAAUGUGGAAAAUAAAAUGAAAGGCACGUGUGUAGAAGGCACCAUCCCUAAAUUAUUUCGAGGGAAGAUGGUGUCUUAUAUCCAAUGCAAACACGUAGACUAUCGAUCAGAACGAAUAGAGGAUUAUUAUGACAUCCAGCUAAGUAUAAAGGGAAAGAAAAAUAUAUUUGAGUCCUUCAUUGAUUAUGUUGCAGUAGAACAGCUGGAUGGUGAUAACAAAUAUGACGCAGGAGAACAUGGUUUGCAGGAGGCAGAAAAGGGUGUGAAGUUCCUGACAUUACCUCCAGUGUUACAUCUACAACUUAUGAGAUUUAUGUAUGACCCUCAAACUGACCAAAAUAUUAAGAUAAAUGAUAGGUUUGAAUUUCCUGAGCAGUUGCCACUGGAUGAAUUUUUGCAAAAAACCGACCCUAAGGAUCCUGCAAAUUACAUCCUUCAUGCAGUACUAGUGCACAGUGGAGAUAACCACGGUGGACAUUAUGUUGUUUACUUAAAUCCUAAAGGGGAUGGCAAAUGGUGUAAAUUUGAUGAUGAUGUUGUAUCACGAUGUACAAAAGAAGAAGCAAUCGAACACAAUUAUGGUGGUCAUGAUGAUGACUUAUCCGUGCGGCACUGUACUAAUGCUUACAUGUUGGUUUACAUCAGGGAAUCAAAAUUAAGAGGUGAAGUUUUGCAACCUGUCACAGACCAUGAUAUUCCUCAACAACUAGUAGAACGGCUACAAGAAGAAAAGAGAAUAGAGGCUCAGAAAAGGAAGGAGAGGCAGGAAGCUCACCUCUACAUGCAAGUGCAGAUAGUGACAGAGGACCAGUUCUGUGGCCAUCAAGGCAAUGAUAUGUAUGAUGAAGAAAAAGUGAAAUACACUGUUUUCAAAGUAUUAAAAAACUCCACACUUACAGAAUUUGUUCAAAAUCUUUCUCAAACUAUGGGAUUUCCACAGGAUCAAAUACGGUUAUGGCCAAUGCAAGCUAGAAGUAAUGGCACUAAAAGACCAGCAAUGUUGGAUAAUGAAGCAGAUGGCAAUAAAACUAUGAUUGAGCUAAGUGACAAUGAAAAUCCUUGGACAAUAUUCCUGGAAACAGUAGAUCCAGAGAUGGCUGCUACAGGGGCAACGUUACCCAAGUUUGAUAAAGAUCAUGAUGUAAUGUUAUUUCUGAAGAUGUAUGAUCCCAAGACUCGGAGUUUGAAUUACUGUGGACAUAUCUACACACCUAUAUCCUGUAAAAUACGUGACUUGCUUCCAGUUAUGUGUGAGAGAGCAGGAUUUCCUCAAGAAACUAACCUUAUCCUCUAUGAGGAAGUUAAACCCAAUUUAACUGAAAGAAUUCAAGACUAUGAUGUGUCUCUUGAUAAAGCUCUUGAUGAACUUAUGGAUGGUGACAUCAUAGUGUUUCAGAAAGAUGACCCAGAAAAUGACAACAGUGAGCUGCCAACAGCAAAAGAAUAUUUCAGAGACCUUUACCACCGUGUUGAUGUAAUUUUCUGUGAUAAAACCAUCCCCAAUGAUCCUGGAUUUGUUGUUACUUUGUCCAACAGAAUGAAUUACUUUCAGGUUGCAAAGACAGUUGCACAGCGACUUAAUACAGAUCCAAUGUUACUACAGUUUUUCAAGUCCCAAGGUUAUAGGGAUGGCCCAGGUAAUCCUCUUAGACAUAAUUAUGAAGGUACUUUAAGAGAUCUCCUGCAGUUCUUCAAACCUAGGCAACCUAAAAAACUUUACUAUCAACAGCUCAAAAUGAAAAUCACAGAUUUUGAAAACCGGAGAAGUUUUAAGUGCAUAUGGCUAAAUAGCCAAUUUAGGGAAGAGGAAAUAACGCUAUAUCCAGAUAAGCAUGGGUGUGUACGGGACCUCUUGGAAGAAUGUAAAAAAGCUGUAGAACUCUCUGAGAAGGGUUCGGGGAAACUAAGGCUGCUAGAAAUUGUAAGCUACAAAAUAAUUGGUGUCCAUCAGGAAGAUGAGUUGUUAGAGUGUUUAUCACCUGCAACAAGCCGAACGUUUCGAAUAGAGGAAAUCCCUCUGGACCAGGUAGAUAUAGAUAAGGAAAAUGAGAUGCUAAUCACAGUGGCACACUUCCACAAAGAGGUUUUUGGAACAUUUGGAAUUCCAUUCUUGUUGAGGAUACACCAGGGUGAACACUUCAGAGAGGUGAUGAAGCGGAUUCAAACAAUGUUGGACAUCCAAGAAAAAGAAUUUGAAAAGUUUAAGUUUGCCAUUGUAAUGAUGGGUCGGCACCAGUACCUAAAUGAAGAUGAGUAUGAAGUGAACUUGAAAGAUUUUGAGCCCCAACCUGGCAACAUGUCUCAUCCAAGGCCAUGGCUAGGGCUUGACCACUUCAACAAGGCCCCAAAGAGAAGUCGCUACACUUACCUGGAGAAAGCUAUUAAAAUCCAUAACUGACUCACUUAACCCAUUUGUUCAAGGCAAGGGACAACAAAUAAGUGUGUGUGUGCACCUUUUUAACAACAGUAGAACUUUGGUACACGUGCACUAUAUCUGAAGUCUUCAGCAAGAGGAUUUGCUGCUGAUGUUAAUUUUAUUUUGUUGAGGCUGUUCAGUUUGGCUUCUCUGUAUCUAUUGACUGCCCUUUUUGAGCAAAAUGAAGGUGUUUUUAUAAAGCUUGGAUGCCAAUGAGAGUUAUUUUAUGGUAAACGUAAUGCAAGGCAAUUGUCAGCAUAAUGAGGGAAGAGUUUAGUAGACCAGUUGACAUUGGCAAAAUAUUUGUCUGUAGUACGUUUAUAGAUGGCAUAAGCUAGCUGGCUGCCCUUCCUGGUGUGGUAUUCACCAUCACAGCAGCUAGUAAGUCUUAUGUUUAGACUCACAUCGGAUUUAUUUCCUUCAGUUAUACUUUAAAAUGACAUUUUUGUGCAUUUGUAAAUGCAAAAAACUCACAUCAUCAAUAAAUAGCAAUCUCUACUUCAUUGUGUACAUUGUUGGCACUUAUUCGGGAUUUUUGUCUCAUCCAGUUGCAUAGAAUCUUUUUAAAUAAACUAGUUUUCAUUUAAUUCAAUCACUACUUUGCAUCCCGUUUUGCCAAAUGGAUGCUCUGAGUCCUAAAAGAUAUUUGGGUCUUUUUAUUAAAUUUACAAACCUUGACACAUACAGUUAAAGUUUACUAUGUUGUCUUUUGACAAAUAAAAUGACACUCGAAGUUGGCAAAAGCAGGUGAAAGGAUUAUAAAUAUAAUCGAUUUAGUUAAAGAGGAAAGAGAUGGGAAAAACACAAGAAAUAGCCUUUUAGCACAGAGGGCAUGCUCACUAGUGUUUAGUAAGCUGUUGAAUUUGUAAAAAACAAAAAAAAAAGAAAGAAAAAGAAAAAAAGAAGAAACAGAAAAAAGAAAACAAAAAAGGAAAAAGGAAAAAUGAAAAAA
Molecule: messenger RNA, 4204 nt
Organism: Alligator sinensis (Chinese alligator)
Lineage: Eukaryota; Metazoa; Chordata; Crocodylia; Alligatoridae
Gene: USP7
Product: ubiquitin specific peptidase 7
Exons: 30
Coding region: 64-3234 (1056 amino acids)
Biological process (GO): protein deubiquitination; regulation of protein stability
Cellular component (GO): cytosol; nucleus
Molecular function (GO): protein binding; cysteine-type deubiquitinase activity; cysteine-type endopeptidase activity
Source: RefSeq, a predicted model, not a curated record